Messenger RNA from Drosophila montana, 1651 nucleotides. Its product is annotated as elongation factor 1-gamma-like. The coding region runs from base 1 to 1374 and encodes 457 amino acids. Gene Ontology annotation, cellular component: cytoplasm; nucleus. Gene Ontology annotation, biological process: translational elongation. The transcript is spliced from 3 exons. The record is from RefSeq and is a predicted model, not a curated record. NCBI's taxonomy places the organism in Eukaryota, Metazoa, Arthropoda, Insecta, Diptera, Drosophilidae. Gene Ontology annotation, molecular function: translation elongation factor activity.
AUGCGACCGGACAUUUCCCUCAACUUCACAGGCUAUCUCUGCUCGGUAAUUUACGUUCUCAUGCACGUGGACAUUUCUAUACCAGAGCAAUUCAAAUGGGACCCAGAGUUAGACUGCCCCUCGGGUUCCCGGGGCCCUGCCUCUAGGCUCUCUAGGCUCAUUGCGGCCCAGUACUCUGGCGCAAAGGUGAAAGUGGCCGACAACUUCUUAUUUGGCAAAACCAACAAAUCCGAGCCAUUCCUGAAGAAGUUCCCCAGCGGCAAGGUGCCAGCUUUUGAGACCGCUGAUGGCAAAUACUUAACCGAGUCGAAUGCCAUUGCCUUCUUUUUGGCCAACGAGGAGCUGCGCGGUGGCAAAUGCCCCUUUGUACAGGCUCAGGUACAGCAAUGGGCAUCGUUUGCUGACACCGAAAUUUUGCCUGCCUCCUGUGCUUUGGUAUUCCCACUGUUGGGCAUAUUGCCGCAGGAGAAGAACGUCGCUAAAGUGAAGCAGGAUGUGGAGGUUGUGCUGCAGCAGCUGAACAAGAAGCUGUUGGAUGUUACCUACCUCGUCGGUGAACGCAUCACUCUGGCCGAUAUUAUUGUAUUCUGCACCCUGUUGCAUUUAUACGAGAAUGUUCUGGAGCCUAGCGCUCGCCGUGAUUAUGUCAAUUUGAACCGUUGGUUCUUGACCAUUUUGAACCAGCCCCAGGUUAAGGCUGUUCUCAAGGACUUCAAGCUGUGCGAGAAGGCGUUGGUCUACGAUCCCAAGAAGUAUGCUGAAUUCCAGGCCAAAAAUCAAAAGGAUACUAAGCCCAAAGAGGAGAAGAAGCCCAAGGAGAAGAAGGAGGCACCCAAGAAGGAAGUCGAAGAGCUCGAUGCUGCCGAUGAGGCAUUGGCUCUUGAACCAAAAUCCAAGGAUCCAUUCGAUGCCAUGCCCAAGGGCACCUUCAACUUUGAUGACUUCAAGCGCGUUUACUCCAACGAAGAUGAGGCCAAGUCCAUUCCUUAUUUCUUUGAGAAGUUCGACGCCGAGAACUAUUCCAUCUGGUUCGGCGAAUACAAAUACAGCAACGAGCUGUCCAAGGUGUUCAUGUCGUGCAAUCUCAUCACCGGCAUGUUCCAGCGUCUGGAUAAGAUGCGCAAACAGGCAUUCGCCUCAGUGUGCCUCUUUGGCGAUGACAACAACAGCACCAUCUCCGGUGUGUGGGUGUGGCGUGGACAGGAUCUGGCCUUCACCCUGUCACCCGACUGGCAGAUCGAUUAUGAGGUCUACGACUGGAAGAAACUGGAUGCAAAGAGCGAGGAGACCAAGAAGCUUGUUACCCAGUACUUCUCAUGGACCGGCACCGAUAAGGACGGUCGCAAAUUCAACCAGGGCAAGAUUUUCAAAUAAAUUGCAUUACAAAUUCUCCGAGAUUCAAAAUGCAGCAGCAGCAGCAGGAGGCACAAUGCCUAUUUCUAAGUUCCAACUGAUUAGUAAUUAUAAAUGAGAGUCGAAAACGUCGUGCUGUGCAAAACAUCUUAAAUACAUAUUGUCCUGGUUUGCUCAGCACACCAAAUUUUUGGUAUUUCAUGUUUCAGCCUUCUGCAUUUUCAUUAACUGAAGAAUUGUUUUGUAAUUGCGUUUAAAAAAAACACACACACACACAUUAAAUGUCGAAUCGACCAGA